Molecule: messenger RNA, 1846 nt
Organism: Hemibagrus wyckioides
Lineage: Eukaryota; Metazoa; Chordata; Actinopteri; Siluriformes; Bagridae
Gene: wbp1lb
Product: WW domain binding protein 1-like b
Exons: 4
Coding region: 215-1138 (307 amino acids)
Source: RefSeq, a predicted model, not a curated record
GCAGAUGUUGUGCAACAGCUGGGAGUUCUGCUUAGAGAGGCACGCUGUUCCUCCUGAGACAGAGCAGAUAUGAACUGGGACGAAGGAAGGCGGCGCAUGUGGUCGCUUUUCACGUCUCCGACGCGCAAUGAACAAAACAUAACUCUGAUCUUUGCGCUUUUACGAAACACAGCGUGUUGUUGACAGCUGGAUGUUGUAGCUCGCGCCAGGGGGAAUGGGUUUGUUUUUUUACACAGCUGGGCCUGUCAGUCCCACAGAGGCGACUCUCGACCAGCAGGCACAACAAUGUGUCGGGAAGAAUAACCAGAGCUACGUUUGUGAGUCAGGGCACUGCUGUGAAGACCAACAGUGCUGCAACUACUUCUUUGAGUUAUGGUGGUUCUGGCUGAUGUGUGCCAUUGUCUUCAUCCUGACCUGUUGCUGUGUGUGUCGUCACCGCCGCAUCAAACACAGGCUGCAGCAGCAGCAGCGCCAGCAUGAGAUCAACCUGAUUGCCUACAGAGAGGCUAGCAACUACACCUCACCUCCAUUCUACUUCAGGUUUCUACCAAGCUAUCUCCUUCCUGACUAUGAGGAUGUAACAAAUAAUCCUUUAACCCCACCACCUCCUUACUCUAACUCAAACUCCGGACCUCCAGCUUGUACCAGCAAUGACCAGGAGGAGGCGCAAUGUCCAUCUGGACAGACCACUCCUGUGCCCACAUCAUCAAUAGCACUGUGCUCCAGUCCUGACAUUGUGGGGCAUUCCUCCAGGGAGAACCAACACAGAGAUGAUAGGAGAGACACAGAAACCAUGUUAAAGCAGGAUAUGGAUCCCAAGGACCAGGAAUGUGAUCUUGAAAUACCUGAAGAGGAGAAGGAGGGGCUCAUGGAAAGACGGCGUCACUUUACAGGUGACUCUGGCAUCGAAGUGUGUUUGUGCAGCCGAGGAACCGGGACUCACAGAUCUAAAGAGCUUGAGGUGCUGUUUAACAAUGAAGGCCAUGGCAGCUCGAUGGAGUUUUGCGAUAGCUGUGGAGCUAGAGAUGAUAAAGACAGGGAGCAGGGGACAGAGCUUGAGGCAUCACCACCAACACCACCACAGCUUCAUCCUCCCUGCCUGUAUUUGCAUACCAUUAAUGAGCAGGAGGGGCCAUAGGAGGGUCAGAGCUGCGGGGGAUGAUACCAAACAUAAAGAAAAACAGAGACAUAACAGUGCCCACCAUGUUUUGUGGUUACAGUAGGUGUAAGCCUUUUGACAAUCUGAUGGUUGAGUGAUUUUUGUGUAGUGACAGCUGUGGAUCCAAAGUCUGUCCUAGAAACACUGGUGGAAAUACUUCCUGGAUGGGACUCCAGGCUUUCAAUCCACUUUCUGGCAGGUUUUAGAAGGUUGGAUGAAACUGUGAGCGGUAAAUUCAGAUAAUGACAAGAUCCAAAGAUUACACAAGUUCACCAGAAUUGUUUGGUUUAAUUAGCCAGUUGGGUUCAGCUGGCAGUUCACAGGGAUAGCAAUGAUCUACCGUCAUAAAAUUUGUACACUAUUUUCAUUUAUGGCCUCUGUUGUUUAUGUAACUUGGCAGGAACUGGCCAUCGGGAGUGAUAUUUACAAAGGAUCCUUGGACCCUGCAGAUCACACCUUGUAGUUAUAUGUACAUGUUGAUUUUCAUCAAGCUGUGCAACUUUUAAUUUAAACCUUUAUAAAUACCUUAAUGUUGUGCUAGCUAAACGGGCCACUGCUUUGCGCUUUGUUAAUCUCACCUGACAAAACAGACGAAUUAAGAUGAUUGAUGAUUGUAAUUGAUUUUAUUGUAUUAUUGUUGUCUGAAUUAUACAAAGUUCUAAAUAAAAAGUUGAUUUCGAAAGCCUA